Messenger RNA from Thamnophis sirtalis, 1306 nucleotides. The record is from RefSeq and is a predicted model, not a curated record. Lineage: Eukaryota; Metazoa; Chordata; Lepidosauria; Squamata; Natricidae.
CUCUUUGUCGUCGCUGCUGCUGUUCAUUUGCAGGUUUUGGAUUUAACGGUUUGUGGAGGUUUGCAGGACCAUUUUCUAAGCAAAGUCAAAUACCUGACUACGCUGAGCUGAUUGUGAAGUUCCUUGACGCCUUGAUCGAUACCUACUUGCCUGGAAUGGAUGAGGAGAUCAGUGAAGAGUCCCUCCUGACCCCAACAUCUCCUUACCCUCCUGCGGUGCAGAGCCAGCUCAGCAUUACCGCAAACCUGAACCUUUCGAAUUCCAUGACCUCACUUGCAACUUCCCAGCAUUCCCCAGGAAUCGACAAGGAGAACGUGGAACUUUCUCCCACGGCCGCACACUCCAACAGCGGAAGGAUCCGCCAUGGCUCAGCUAGCCAGGUGCAGAAGCAACGGAGCACCGGCAGUUUCAAGCGCCACAAUGUUAAGAAGAUGGUGUGAAGCUUCUUCUUUUUUUUAAAGAAAAACAGAAACCUGACUUAUUCCCUUUAGCCCCACUUCCCCCUAAACGAUCAUGCCGCACUUAAAUUUGAUCCUCUCAUCUCCUCACCCCGUCCGACAUGGUGCCAGGCAAUUAACUUUUGAAACAGUCCUUGUACAUUUAUUUUGGGUUUUCACUUCGAUUUCAUACAGCUGCCUUUUUUUUUUAAAGACUUGCUCCUCCUCUGAUCAUUUUCAAACUAGUGAUUUCAAAGCUGACGAGUGGGACUACGCGAGGAAAAAAAAGAAUGGGCAGAAGUGAUCAUAAUUGUAUCCGAAGACACAGAAAUCACAGUCACAGUCAUCUUACUUCGGAUAGCUUCAAUAUUUUUUUUUUUUUUGUAAAUUGAGGGAUUACUUUGAUUGGAGGGUGGGUGGGGUUGUUUCUUUUUUACAGCUUAUUUCAUGUCUACUUUUUUUAAAAAGUGUUAAUAUUCAAUCUUGUUUGCACACUAGUGAGAUUUUAUUCGGGCCAAUAAACUUGCAUAGCGUAGUGUCCUCUUUAGCUGUGGACUUCCUUUUACUGGUCCUCUUGAGCCCAGUUCUGAAUGUUGUAAGUUGUAAGGGGAACACAGUUUUAGAUUGUCAAGAUACUCCUUUAUUUAAUCAUCUAGUCCAGUGUUUCCUAACCGUGGCAAUAUCCAAGUGCGUGGACUUCCACACCCAGAAUUCUGUUCAAUGGCCACGCUAGCUGUGGAAUUCUGGGAGUUGAAGUCCGCUCCCUCAGAAAUUGCCAUGGUUGAGAAAUACCAAUCUAGGUAUUUGAGGAGAUGGUGUAUCCCUUGAUGCUUCCAAAAAUAGCACCUUGUGCAAGAUUGAACAAACUC